This is a messenger RNA of Acanthaster planci (crown-of-thorns starfish), 3946 nucleotides long. RefSeq names its product acid-sensing ion channel 2-like. Gene Ontology annotation, biological process: sodium ion transmembrane transport. The record is from RefSeq and is a predicted model, not a curated record. NCBI's taxonomy places the organism in Eukaryota, Metazoa, Echinodermata, Asteroidea, Valvatida, Acanthasteridae. Gene Ontology annotation, molecular function: ligand-gated sodium channel activity. Gene Ontology annotation, cellular component: plasma membrane.
UAUGUGAACAAAAGUUGGUCUCUUUUGUGUGCGUAAACCGUUUCUAACGAGCUGAGUAGUUGGGUGUUUUUUUUCUCUCUCUCUGUGGAGUUGCUUUGGAGUGUUUCAUGCAGAACGUCACUGCUGAUAUCCAAAAAACACUCCAGACCACACUGUUACUUAUACAAGUCACCCCAUUACCUUGCCAACAAACCCAUCUAGACUGCGUGUACAUUAAGGCAAUUCCGCCAAACGCCGGACUUCAGGAAAUUGGCUGUGAACAACAGGAAACAGAAGAAUGGACCGCCAUGGCAAGCCAGUGGUAAUUAACUGCACUUAGGACAUCAGCACAGGACCACUAACUGCAGCGACAGGAAGAUCACAUCCCCGUGAAGAAUGUAUGUGAAAUAAGCGUAUUUUCUUUGUGAGUUUGACGCUAGUUAGGGGUGGAAGUUUUACAUGAUAGUCACGAUUUACCACGUCAUGUCUCUCGUGUUAAAGCGGUAGGCGUCCUUAUCGUCUUUGAUUGAUUAACAGCGCAAACACAGUUAUCUGUCCGUGGUAAGGUACUGAACUGUAGGACAUUGGGGCUUGAUCCGUUGUGCUGCCUUCUUUGUUGUCUUGUGUGAUAUAAAGAAGGAUUUUAAUAACAAAGUUGCAUUCACGGGUGACGACUGUACUGGCCUUGGACACAUGUAUCGAUCGGAGGCAGCCUCGCCCGAAAGGUGGCAGGCCGCGGCGUCCGAUCAACACAAAUACAGGCCAGAACUGAACAACCACAAUUCCGACGGCUGGACUUCAGCGGAGAACGGGCAGCAAGCCGCCACCGAUAGCAACGCCAUCAACACCCCCUUCCAACCGGCCGCCAUGUCGCGCAGGACCUCGAGGGGCUUCAAGCGUGGGGAGUCCCUCAUCGAGGACGACAGAAGGAGAGACUGGGACCGAUUCCCGCAGCAAGAGCCCCGUCAUCUUCAGCAGCAGAAGCCGGGCAUUACCGACGAGGAGCGGCUGGCCAAGACCAGCGUGGCCCAGUCCCUCGUUCUCUCCCUCCUGGAGAAUACGGGCGCCCACGGCAUCCCCAAUAUCAAACGGGCCCCCAACAACGUCCGCAAGGUCUUCUGGACAAUACUGUUUUUCUUCGGACUGGGGAUGUUCAUCUGGCAGACGUCCUGGCUCCUGGAGAGGUAUUACGCCUUCGGUGUGGACGUCAAGAUGGAAAUCUCCAGCGACAGGAUGGUGGAAUUCCCCGCCGUCACUAUCUGCAACUUGAACCCUAUCAAGAGUGACUUUUGGGAAGAGCUCGACGAGCGAGGAAUACCCAUUCCGCCAAGCCUAACUCGCCCGAACACAGGCUACGGUCCUGACGACUCCGAGGAGGAAUUCGACGACGCAUUCGAGAUGCUCGGAGAUGCCAUUGAGCUCGUGACCGCCUUCAAGUACAAAGACAGGCGGACGGCCGGCCACCUCCUGAGGGACAUGCUGGUGAGGUGCGUCUUCCAGGGAAGACCAUGCCACGCCAGGGAUUUCACUUACUUUUUCCACUAUCUCUACGGUAACUGCUACAUUUUCAAUGCCGGACCAGAGCCCAACGCCACAACGCCGAGGUUAUUUGUGACAAAAGCUGGCCCACUUUAUGGCUUAACUUUGGAGCUGUAUAUUGAGCAAGACCAGUACAUUGAAGACAUCCAACCAGCGGCCGGGGCAAGGGUCGUUGUGCAUGCGCGUCACAAUAUGCCCUUCCCUGACGACGAGGGAGUGAGCGUGUCGCCCGGUCAGGAGACAUUCAUUGGUUUCAAAAGGACUAACUUCACGCGUCUGCCCCAUCCAUACUCCAACUGCACUGUGGUAGAGAACGCCAAUGCUACAAUAUUCAAUCUUCCGCUGCCUCACGUGAGAUACUCUCAGCGGGCGUGUGAAAACAACUGUUACUAUCAGAACCUGACCAGGGUGUGCGGCUGCGCCGAUGUGAGGUUCCGAUAUGACGAUAACGUACCUCUGUGCCUCAACAGCACCCAAGAGCAGUGCCUAGAAGGUGUUGAGCGCAUGUACCUCGCGGGAAUGCUGGACUGCAUGUGCUCGCCUCCAUGCAGAGAGCUGCAAUAUGACAUCGUGACGGGACAAGCUCGCUGGCCCAACGAAAAAUUUAAGCUUUUCCUCGAUGAUAAUAUUGGGAACUUUUCUGAUGACCUGUAUCAAGACAUAGACAGCGGUGGAGAUCCAGAUUUCUUGGAGAAGAACCUUCUCAAGGUGAACGUCUAUUACGACAAGUUGGAGUACACGACCAUCUAUCAAGACGUAGCUUAUGAUCAUAUAGCCCUGCUGAGCGAUAUGGGCGGCAACGUUGGAUUGUGGAUAGGAGUGUCUGUUCUUACAGUCUUUGAAUUCAUCGAGUUGCUCUACGAUCUGGGCAAGCUCAUAUUCUACAGGGUUAUCAACAAAAAUGCCACGAGGAAAACAGGCAAGGUGACGUCAUCAGAUGUGGACUUGCAACACGUGUCCAACCUCAAAAUCGCCAGCGAGGCUUGAACUGCGGGCUGAUACGCCCAUCGUGCGUGACUUGUAUAGUGUCUCAUUUUCAGCAAUUAGGAUAUAGUCUUUUGGGGAUAUAUUUUCUAUGUUUCCUUUUUUUCUGUGGAAAUGAGCUCUUUACGGCAACUGCAAACCUCUUAGCUGCCUGAGGAAAGCAGCCGCUGCGGACAGUAUGCAGUUAGAUUCACUGCGUAAGUACGUGGCACUCCUACCAAGUACGGAAAAAAAAACAUGACUGAAGCCGUCUCCAAGCUACUUUUAGAGGUUACGCUGAUGCGUUUUAAAACCGUAACUGUCGGCAAAGUUAUGCCUCCUGACGUUAUGUCUUUCGAGCAAGAAGAGCACACAUUUUUCAAGGAUCUGAAAUGGGGUAUCUCUUGUGAAGUUAAAUUCAAUGUAUGCCAUGGGGACAACCGAUCGUCUCGGUUUGAGCAUUUGCGAUUCCGUGUGUUAUUAACGAAACCGCGUUAGGGAAAGGUUGUGCAUGUACCUAUUACGUUCGUCUCGUUAUAGUCGCCUAUGAAGUUUUAGUCAUCCGGUGAAAACAUAGAAUCGGUGGCAAACGGAUCGUAUUUGAGGCCUGAAACUCCGAGGAAAAGGCUGAAUUUGAUUUUAGAUAUUUCUGAAUUUGUCAAUGUGAUUUGCUGUGCUAAAAAAUCUGCUAGCGUGCAGUAAAGUUUAAUUUUGUUUCUGCCUUUUGAGGGAGACUUUAUUUUUACGGGUACGUAGGAUCUUUCUAUUGGGCAUUCGUUUGUUGCUGAGGUGAAGCAAACUGUAUCAUCGCAUGGGUGUGAGUUUGAUCAGAAAGUUGCCUUGGAUUGAGAUUUUAGCCUCUAUGCAUCAUAGACUAACUGUGGACAGACAGUGCAACUAAACGGCUUUUCUGCGUGGUUGCUACAAUUUGUCUUUAGCAUGAUCACGCUCGAAAUGCCUUAUCUCUACAGCUUUAUAUAUAGUUAAUAAUGUUCAUUACCACCAUUAUUAGUUUAUUUGAUUAUUCAUAAUGUACGGAUGUUACAUACCGCAACAGAUUUUGCGACACCGGGAUAAUGGGAAACUUUGAGGCGCUUGGUAGCGGUAAACGUACAGUCCUUUUUACCAGUUCUGAGCAUGCGUGCGUUGUUCCGAGUAGGCGCGCACAGUUCUGAGCACGCGCAAUACUGGUGAAGAACAUAGAAAUUCAAAGGUUGCACUACACCAAAUACGCGCCCAUAGAAAAGAGUGCAAAAUUGCGCCGAAAAUGCGCCGCCUGUUGACACUCGUAAGGAGGUUGGCCUCCGGGUUUUUUUUUACUGGAAAUUCAAGAUUAUGGCCAAAAUAUCACUUUUCGUUUUAAUUUCAUGGGGUAAGCUGCGAAAAUCCUUUUUAUUUGCCUUUCAAGGAAGAUACCCCCAAAACAGCAGUAAAACUAGGCGCUCAUUUCUGAAUGUAACCGCCC